This is a messenger RNA of Penicillium paradoxum, 2694 nucleotides long. Its product is annotated as WD repeat protein. Gene Ontology annotation, cellular component: nucleolus. The record is from RefSeq and is a predicted model, not a curated record. The coding region runs from base 1 to 2694 and encodes 897 amino acids. Gene Ontology annotation, molecular function: RNA binding; protein binding. Gene Ontology annotation, biological process: positive regulation of rRNA processing; positive regulation of transcription by RNA polymerase I. NCBI's taxonomy places the organism in Eukaryota, Fungi, Ascomycota, Eurotiomycetes, Eurotiales, Aspergillaceae. The transcript is spliced from 3 exons.
AUGGUGGCCAAUCAAUCAGCACGACAGCAAAAACGAUCCCGGCUCAGCGAUGCGGCCUUGGAGAAGCCUGCCCGGUCAAAUGAAGAGAGAUCCAAAAGGCGCCGGGUCUCCGCAGCCAAUGAAACCCAGAGCUUGCAAACAGUUGAGCCGGCCGAAGAUGUGAAAGAGGUCUCCAAUAGCGAUGCCCAGACGCAAGAUGUCGAGUCCAGGCAAAAAACCCCCGCGUCCUGGUCUUUCUCACGCCCUGUCGGCGGUCGUUACAACAAUUUAGAUCCAAUUUUGACGGAUGAUGAAGCAUAUCUACUGGUUGGGCUCGAUACAGCCGUUCAAGUAUUUGCAACCUCAACCUCUCGCCUGUCACGUACCUUACAAAUGGAAGCUGGCCAACAGAUUAUUGGCUUUAGCUUCUGCCCAGUGGAUCAUGAAAAUCUCUAUAUUCUUACAUCUUCGGGCUCUAUCAGCAAGUGGAAUUGGAGUUCUGGAAAACGGAUCGCACGCUGGGAGACUACCUGCACAACCAUCUCUACGUGUCUGGCCUCGAUUGGAAAAGAAGAGAAUACAACUGCUCUUUCUUUCUCUAUCACUUUGCAAAAGAAUGGAAAAAGACAGGUCUUGAUCAAUACUUUAGGGAACAAAAAGAUUCAAGCCACCACCGCACUCGAGACUAAUCAGAAGCUCAAUAGCAUCAAGGUCACCCGCGACGGUCAAGUGAUCGUCGCUAGUGACGGAAAGCAUCUUUUCAUGGGCACUACAACGAGUGCAGAGCUUGAGAACCUUGAGACUGUCCAGUACGCUUGGCGCGAGACAACCCUUCCCGUCAACGCGACUUGUUUUGAUAUCAAGGCCCACGGCUCGGGAUCAAUCGAUCUGGCAGUAGGAGAGAGUGGUGGUUCUAUUCUGAUCUACCAGAAUGUCUUGAAUACAUUUUUCGGCAAGGGUAGUAGCGACAAGAGGUCUUCGCCUAGGAAGUUGCAUUGGCACCGAGGCUCUGUCAACACUGUUCGUUGGUCCAAAGACGGAAACUAUAUCAUCUCGGGUGGUCAGGAGUCGGUCAUGGUUCUCUGGCAAUUGGAUACUGGCCGGAAGCAAUUCCUUCCCCAUCUUUCUUCCCCUAUCUGCAACAUUGUUGUCUCGGCCAGCGGCAGCUCCUAUGUCGUUAAAUUGGCCGACAACUCGGUCAUGGUCCUGUCGACGAGAGAGUUGCAGCCUUCUAGUACCAUCACAGGAUUGCAGUUAUCCCCAGACAUGGGAGGCUCGUUGGAACCUUCCAAGGCAUCUGUUGUGGCGAAGUUGCACCCGCAACAGCCAGAGCGAUUGAUCGUUGCUGUUCCAGCUUCUCACCAGCUCACUCAAAACCAGCAUGGUUCCCAGCCUGCAAAUGCGGCUGUGCUUCAGACAUAUGACAUCCGUGCCAACUCCAAUAUCUCCCGUCAAGCCCUCGCCCGAACCAAUGCGACUACACUAAGUGUCAGCCCAGAAGGCUCUCAGAUUAUUGCACCCGAUGUCAAGCACUUGGAUAUAGUGCAUGAUGCGAAGUGGCUGGCUACGGUCGAUACCUGGGCUCCACACCCUCAGGACGUGGAGCCCCUCGAUCGCUCUUCCAAUCAUAAAUCUGCUGCCGCUCUGCGUCCGGAGGUCUUCUUGAAGUUUUGGAAGUGGGAUGCUUCGUCUGAUACAUGGGAACUGGUCACGCGUGUUGAUGGUCCUCAUUUCUCUGAGAAUCACCACUCGGCCGUACUCGACCUCGUGUCUCGACCUGGUGCUCACGAGUUUGCAACUCUUGGUGCAGACUCUGUUCUCCGCUUUUGGUGUCCAACUGCAAAAUAUCGAAGUGGGUUGAAAGCCAAGGAUCAGCUGGAGCAGCCUCUGAACACGUGGAAGUGCCGUGGUAUCGUUGAUCUGAAGGGGUGUCUUGACGCUACCCAGGAUUCUCCUCUGGAUGUAGCAUGUAUGAAUUUCUCCGAGGAUGGCUCGGUACUGGCCAUCUGUCUACCAUCCACAUCGGCGGUAAAUGAUGGCCUUGUUCUGCUAAUCGAUGCACGAAACUGUUCUGUACACUACCGACGUACCGGUGUAUUCCUUGGAAAUCCAUGCUCAACGAGUUUCCUGGGAAGCCAUUUGGUCGUCGCUUCGACGCACUCGGUGGCUGUCUGGAACACGGUCGACGAUGUCGUCAAGACCAUCCAAUCGUCUGCGUCAGUGGAUUCGCCUGCCGGAAACUCACAGCUGAUUGCUGUGAACGCGAGAACCAAGUCAUUGGCAAUUGUCACGAGCUCAUCGCACAAGAAGCGACGUAAGGUUCGAUUCCAUAUCAAGAUUUACGAUGUCCCGUCCUUCGAAGUCGUGUUCGAAGAGAACCUUCAAAAUUCCCCGGUUGCGCUGCUCUCAGAUGCUUAUUCCGGUGAUUACAUCGUCGUUGAUUCUGCGGCAACGGUGCAGCGACUUGGUUGUCUGGACAAGGCAUCCCAGAAGAGCCAGAACAGUCAGUCUCGUGAUGUGACCGGCCAUAUUGACAAUGGACUGGCCACUCUCUUCAACCGCGGGCCAGAAAGGCUCGUUCAACAUGACGAUGUGGACGAAUCAUCUGCUCAAACCAAGGGGCUGGCCAGUGUUUUUGGUGAGACACCCUCUUUCUCUUUGCCUGCUAUUGGUGUUCUUUUCAGGAACGUGGUUCAAACACUCGGCGCCAACUAA